AUGUCCACGUAUUUACCAACGGUCUUGUUGGACCCAUUUGAGAAAUAUCGUCCAUUUCCGGAAACGCCGUCAAGUCUACUUCAAGCUCACUGGCAUGAGAUUGUUGGGUCAUUUGUCUUUUACGUGGCGAUCCAAUAUCUAUCCAAGCCAUUUUCUACUUUACUUUUUGGCAAACGGUAUACAUCUUUGUCCAGAGGCGUGAAAAUCAACUUUGACGUCCACGUCACCUCGAUGAUCCAAUGCGCCGUGUCAUUUGCGUUGUUGUUUGUUCAUCUAAAUAACCCGCAUUGGCAAAAUAGACGCAACGACCCCGUCGGCUCUCUUUUGGGCUCAACUCCAUUUGGUGCCAUGACAUGUGCAGUGACCUUGGGCUACUUCAUCUGGGAUUUCUACGUUUGCUUAGUACACUUUGACUUGUUUGGCCCUGGGUUCUUAUUCCACGCAAUUGCGGCAAUGUCGGCUUUUGCUUGUGGAUUUCUCCCAUAUUGCCAACCUUGGGCUGGUGCCUUUUUAUCCUUUGAAUUGAGCACCCCUUUUGUUAACAUGAACUGGUUUGCUUCGCAUUUGCCUGUUGGCACAUUUAGCGAGAAAUUCGUUAUAAUCAAUGGUUUGUUGUUGAUGGCUGUAUUUUUUGUUGUUCGGAUUGUGUGGGGAUUUUACGCGAUAAGUCAAAUGGGCUUGGACAUGAUGGCAUCAUUGGAUCAGAUCCAUAUAUUUAUACCAGUCGCAAUAGUGGCAAUGAAUGCCCUUUUAAACUUUUUGAAUGUGUAUUGGUUCUACAAAAUGGUGAGGAUUGCUAGGAAAAAAGUAGCUGGUUCGAAAUCAACUAGACAAGCUGCAAAAGAAGCAGAGAAGAUAGAAUAA
Molecule: messenger RNA, 864 nt
Organism: Lodderomyces beijingensis
Lineage: Eukaryota; Fungi; Ascomycota; Pichiomycetes; Serinales; Debaryomycetaceae
Source: the annotation of a GenBank genome assembly